This is a messenger RNA of Vitis riparia (riverbank grape), 1668 nucleotides long. RefSeq lists its product as uncharacterized. Gene Ontology annotation, molecular function: zinc ion binding. The record is from RefSeq and is a predicted model, not a curated record. Bases 1 to 1668 code for a protein of 555 amino acids. The transcript is spliced from 3 exons. NCBI's taxonomy places the organism in Eukaryota, Viridiplantae, Streptophyta, Magnoliopsida, Vitales, Vitaceae.
AUGAAGAUGCACUACACCCUCAAGUUCAACCCCAGAGUCAUCCAAGAUUUAGAAGAUGAGGAUGACUUGGAUAAGGUGGUUUCCCACAGUGAUGACUUUGCAAAUGUAUACCUAGUAGACUUACCUUGUGUGGAAGGCAUUGAAGCAAAUAUACCAAAUAGAGAAUUGGCAAUUGGAGGUCCACCUGUGCCGUUUCCUUCCUCUAACGCAUCAUGCGAUGCAAUUCCUAAUACUAUGAUGCUAUCAAGAGGUUUUGUGUCGCGUUGUGCAGAUAGUGAGUACACCCCUUUGGAAUCGAUUCGUUUUCGUGAGGCAAUAUUAGGGUCGGGACAUACAUUUAAAAAUGCAGAGGAGUUUCGCAAUGCAAUUUACCAGAUGUCAUUAGGUGGAAGGCUAAGGGAAAUCAACCCCGGCACAAUUGCGGAGUACACUUCGGACGAAGGUCACUUCAUGCAAUUGUUCAUUGCCCAUGCAUUUUCAAUUCAAGGGUUCAUCAAGGGGUGUCGACCAAUAUUGGCUAUUGAUUCUUGCCAUCUAAGCGGACCAUACAAGGGAGCUCUUUUGUCGGCCAUUGCAUAUGAUGCAGAUGAUGGAAUGUUCCCUCUUGCCCUUGGUGUGGUCAGUUCAGAAAAUUAUGAGGAUUGGUAUUGGUUUUUGGAGAAAUUAAAGGGUGUCUUAGAUGGUAAAGAAGUUGUUAUUAUAUCUGAUAGACAUCAAGGAAUCUUGCGUAGUGUUUCCGAGUUGUUCGGGAUAGGAAAUCAUGCAUAUUGUUAUCGACAUGUUAAGGAAAACUUUUCUAGCUUCUUGAAUAAGCAAAACAUUAGAGGAAAGAAAGGGAAAGAAGAUGCUUUGUUACUUCUAGACAGCAUUGCAUACGCUAGGUUGGAGAUAGACUACAAUGAGGCAUUUGAAAAACUUGUGCGCUUCAAUGACAACCUCGGUAAAUGGGUUGUGGAUAACAAUCCGGAACAUUGGGCAAUGUCAAAGUUUCCAAAAAAACGAUGGGAUAAAAUGACAAGUAACAUUGCAGAGUCCUUCAAUGCGUGGCUAAGAGAUGAGCGUCACCAAACAAUUUAUACAUUAUUGUUAAUGCACAUGGAUAAGCUUGUAGCCAUGUUGGACACCCAUAUGCGUGGUACAGAAAAAUGGAAGAGUGUGGUUGGACCGAAAACUGAAGAGAAUCUAAUGUCAAAUAUCAUGAGGUCCGAUCCGAUUAGUGUGUUGCCAUAUUUGGGGGGGACGUUUAAGGUGUUUACCGGGGAGGUUUAUUUGGUUGUGGAUAUCAAUCAACGUACGUGUACUUGCAUGACAUGGCAAAUGUCCGGCUUGCCGUGCUCCCAUGUAUGUGCUGUCAUCCGCACACUCAGACACGACGUGUAUGACUAUAUUGACCCAUGUUUUCAUGUCUCCGCCCAACAUUUGAUUUACUCUGGUCAGUUUCAACCAUUACCAACACACAAUAUGCCGAAAGUUUGUGAGGAUGGGAGUUUGCAAGAUUGCGCCGGCAACUUCUUUUCUACUCUCCAACCCCCUCAUGUCAAACGUCCUCCAGGAAGACCCCGACAAAGGCGCAUUGAGUCACAGUUUACUCAUAAGAGAGCAAUUCAUUGCUCUCGAUGCAAUGGCAUAGGUCACAACCGCUUUAAAUGUAAUAAUCCGUUGCCGUGA